Molecule: messenger RNA, 156 nt
Organism: Thermothielavioides terrestris NRRL 8126
Lineage: Eukaryota; Fungi; Ascomycota; Sordariomycetes; Sordariales; Chaetomiaceae
Exons: 2
Coding region: 1-156 (51 amino acids)
Source: RefSeq, a predicted model, not a curated record
AUGACCAAGAAGUACAGCGAUGGUCUGAUCACGCUGGGCCGGACGAGCGUCCCCGAGGAUGUGGCUGGCUUGGUGUCGUUUCUGGCGAGCAGGGAUGCGGACUACAUCACGGGACAAGCCACCAUCCAGGGGCAGGGAGAGAUGAAGGCCAUCUAA